AUGAGCUCCGCUGUGAGAACCAGAGGCGCUCGGAGGAGAACCAAGGUGUUUCCCCGGGGUCUGCUAGCGGCGCUCAGCCUGUGCGUGUGCUUGUGUGUUGGUGGAGCAGUAGCAUCUUCAUCAGCGCAGGAGGAGGAGGACAGUGCCAUGGAGAACAUAGUUACAGAGAAAAGAGCCGAGGCGAGCCACAGACAGGACAGCGCAGAUUUGCUCAUCUUCAUCCUACUGCUCACCCUCACCAUCCUCACGAUAUGGCUCUUCAAACAUCGUCGCUUCAGGUUUCUCCACGAAACUGGGCUGGCAAUGAUUUAUGGGCUCCUGGUUGGUGUGGUCUUGCGGUAUGGGAUCCACAUGCCUCGAGAUGGUGACAAUGUUAUUCUGAACUGUAACGUUAAUGCCAGCCCUGCCACCGUCCUGGUCAAUGUCAGUGGCAAGUUCUACGAGUACACUCUGAAAAGGGUCAUCAGCUCCACUGGAAACAAACUGGAUGAUAUGUCAGACAAUGAGAAUGAGAUGCUCCGUAAGGUGACAUUUGACCCUGAGGUGUUCUUCAAUAUCCUUCUGCCACCCAUCAUAUUUCAUGCUGGUUAUAGUCUGAAACGGAGGCACUUUUUUCGAAAUAUGGGAUCCAUCUUGGCCUAUGCUUUUCUGGGAACAGUAAUUUCUACGUUCAUCAUAGGUUUGCUGAUGUAUGGCACUGUGACCCUCAUGAAGCAGGUCGGACAACUCGGGGGAGAUUUCUUCUUCACUGACUGCCUUUUCUUUGGAGCCAUUGUCUCAGCCACAGACCCUGUGACUGUCCUGGCCAUUUUCCAUGAGCUGCAGGUUGAUGCAGACCUGUAUGCGUUAUUGUUUGGCGAGAGCGUUCUCAAUGAUGCUGUCGCUGUCGUCCUGUCUUCAUCUAUAGUAGCGUACCAGCCAGCCGGCGACAACAGUCACACGUUUGAAGGCAUGGCUUUGCUCAAAUCAUUUGGGAUGUUUCUUGGAGUCUUCAGUGGAUCGUUUGCUUUAGGAGUGGCCACCGGAAUUUUCACCAAGCUGAGGGAUUUCCAGCUGCUGGAGACGGCUCUGUUCUUCCUCAUGUCCUGGAGUACAUUUCUGUUAGCAGAGGCCUGUGGAUUUACUGGUGUUGUAGCCGUGCUGUUCUGUGGGAUCACUCAGGCCCAUUACACUUUCAACAACCUCUCUCCAGAGUCGCAGGACCGGACCAAGCAGCUCUUUGAAUUACUCGAUUUCCUGGCAGAGAAUUUCAUUUUCUCUUACAUGGGUCUGGCCCUUUUCACCUUCCAGAACCAUGUCUUCAAUCCCAUGUUCAUUGUCGGAGCUUUUCUGGCCGUGUUUGUGGGAAGAGCUGCAAACAUUUACCCCCUGUCUUUGCUGCUUAAUCUGGGAAGACGCCACAAGAUUAGGUCCAACUUCCAACACAUGAUGAUGUUCGCAGGACUGCGAGGAGCCAUGACCUUUGCUCUGUCCAUUCGCGACACCGCCACAUACGCUCGACAGAUGAUGUUCUCCACCACGCUUCUCAUUGUGUUUUUCACCGUGUGGAUUUGUGGAGGAGGCACCACUCAGAUGUUGUCCUGUCAGCGCAUUAGAGUGGGUGUAGAUUCUGACCAGGAUAACUCGAUGGGCUUAGUUGAGGGUCCGGAGAAAAUAAGCACCAAACAGGAGAGCGUUUGGUUUUUCAGGAUUUGGUACAACUUUGACCACAAUUACCUGAAGCCAAUCCUGACUCAUAGUGGGCCCCCACUCACAGCCACGCUGCCUCCCUGCUGUGGACCCCUGGCCCGCUUCCUCACCAGCCCUCAGGCCUUUGAGAAUGAAGAACAACUGAAGGACGAUGACUCGGACUUGAUCCUGAGCGAUGACAUUAACCUGGCGUACGGGGACAUCACGGUAGACACGGACGCCUCGGGCCACAUGAGCGGGGGCUUUGCCAGCGCCAUGAGCUCUGAGGCGCUGGACGGCGAGCUGACCUACGGGGACAGUGAGGUGGUGAUGAGGGGCACACGCCUGGUUCUGCCCAUGGAUGACUCUGAGCCCCCCCUCAAAGACCCACACCUACUCUUUUGA
Messenger RNA from Knipowitschia caucasica, 2073 nucleotides. The record is from the annotation of a GenBank genome assembly. NCBI's taxonomy places the organism in Eukaryota, Metazoa, Chordata, Actinopteri, Gobiiformes, Gobiidae.